Polypterus senegalus (gray bichir) is the source of this 616-nucleotide messenger RNA. Its product is annotated as myoglobin-like. Gene Ontology annotation, cellular component: extracellular exosome. Gene Ontology annotation, molecular function: heme binding; oxygen binding. The transcript is spliced from 3 exons. The record is from RefSeq and is a predicted model, not a curated record. Gene Ontology annotation, biological process: oxygen transport. Bases 82 to 540 code for a protein of 152 amino acids. NCBI's taxonomy places the organism in Eukaryota, Metazoa, Chordata, Cladistia, Polypteriformes, Polypteridae.
GGACGAGGCAAGGAGUCAGCUGUUGGUGUUCUUGUUUUGUUAACUGAGUUUGAAUAGUACCUAUUUCGUUGUCUCUCCACGAUGUGUGCCUGUGUUGAGGAUUAUAACAAGGUGCUAAAUUUCUGGGCUCCCGUGGAGGCUAAUCCCAAACUUUAUGGAGAGAUUAUUCUUCAGCGCUUGUUUGAAACCAAUCCAGAUGUUCAGAAGCUGUUCCCCAAGUUUGCUGCCCUUUCCAAGGAGCAACUGCAGAACAAUCCUGACCUCCAGACCCAUGGGGAAAUUGUUGUCCGCAAGCUGACAGAAUUUCUGAAAAAGAAACGGGAACACCAGGAACUUGUGAGUGAUCUGGCAAAAAGUCAUUCCCAGCAGCACAAGAUCCCUCGGGUCAAUUUUCAGAUCAUCAGUGAAGUCAUUGUCCUAGUGGCAGCAGAGAAGAUUGAUGGCUUUGGUCCUGAUGCUCUAACAGCAAUGAAGAAUGUGCUGAAGGAGUUUCAAACUGAAAUGGGAGCUUGCUAUGAUAAACUAGGAUUUGAUAAAUGAUCGUAUUUUGUGUAAGCUGUCUUAAUUGGAUGCUUUUUUGGAGCUCUUGUAUAAAUAAAACUACUUCAAAAGUAAA